AUGAGCGAAUCUUUAGCUCCAGCAUAUGGCCACUUAACUUCAACACUUCCCCUAGAGCUCCAAUUCAAAAUCCUCGAGGACAGCGAAUGGUUUCAGCAUGGCCUCCUUUCACAAGUUUGCAAGGCUUGGAGAAAUGAGUUAUCGAGGCCAUGCCAUCGUCGCAAGCUCUACCAACCAAUCCACAAGAGCAGGUCUGCAACAAUCAGCUGGGAUGACAAACAUAAGAACCCCCUGAUCCACAAAGCGCUAGUCUACCAGAACACUCUGCUCUGGGAUGAAAAUCUCAGCAGAUUAACUUGGGCACAUCUCGAUAUCAAACAUGACGAACAACCAGCAUCGGUAGAUACGUCUUCACGGAUUCGCAAGGAAUUUCCUCAAAUCAAGGGACUUGGAAACCAUCCCGCUUUCCAAUGCUCCGAAUCCGGAACGCCAAUAGUCAUUAGUCUAUUCACAUCCAGAUAUCGGGGCUCUAAUGGCACCUUUUUUAUGCCACAGAGGCUCGUCGCCGGCCAGAAGAUAUCUGUAAUGAAGUUCCUCGAUAUGAUGCGAGAAUGGAGGAGUGGGGACCGAGAGUAUAGAAUCAACUACGAGCGACAACCGACAAGAUGGAUUCUUUGCAACUACUUCAUAGAGAAUUGCUUCAAGAAUACAACCGGAGAGAUAUCGGUCUCGGUCUCAGUUGAGAUGGACCAAGACCAACCGGAGAAACUGACAAUUCCACUUAGGCUCUUUGCCCCACGGCCAAACAUGGAUUUCGAUAUCGGUUGUGUAUCAUCACGUGUCGCUAGGAACCCGGUGAGGUAG
Orbilia oligospora ATCC 24927 is the source of this 804-nucleotide messenger RNA. RefSeq lists its product as uncharacterized. Bases 1 to 804 code for a protein of 267 amino acids. The transcript has a single exon. NCBI's taxonomy places the organism in Eukaryota, Fungi, Ascomycota, Orbiliomycetes, Orbiliales, Orbiliaceae. The record is from RefSeq and is a predicted model, not a curated record. Gene Ontology annotation, molecular function: protein binding.